GAUGACGAGUCCUCUCGGUAAAUUGUUUCUCAUAUAAAUAUGAGUGAGACAACUUUGUACUCUUAUUCCUAAAAUAUGCAAGGAUUCGUAGUGUUCGCGGUUCUUCUGCUAAGUCAGGUGGUUUUUGGCACAUACAUCAAAACUGACUCGUACACGUACGGGGACCUGGAGUUCAGCAAGAAGGUGACUGUCGAGUUUCGCUACAGCAGCGACCUGCUGACGUACAAUGACGCGGCAAAGGAAUGCCAGAGCCUCGGAGAGGGGUGGACGCUCAUGAACCAGGUGGCGCUGCCAUUCGUCGUACAGAAGAUGUUUGCGCUUGUUGUACCCGCGGAUAUCUCCGAAGUCUGGGUGGACAAUUACGACAAGGACGCCACCUGCAUGAUAGUCACUAGAACUGAGUCAUACACCUCCAAGACGGGGCAACCAGCGGAGGGUUGCGCUGGGACGCUGCGCCGCGCUGUUUGUAGCAAGACCACAAGGGUAGCCGUCGAUCCAAGUACAUUGCAAUAGGUUGUAAAUAGACUGUAUGGGCCUACAGCUACAAGUGACAUUCCAAUUUGUCCAAACUUCAUUAAACUAAAUAAAGGAGAAACAAAAUGGGAGUUUUGGUAUAUGGAAUGUGGCUUACACGUAAGUGGAAUGUAGCUUACACGUAAGUUGAAUGUGGCUUACGCAUAAGUGGAAUGUGGCUUACGCGUAAGUGGAAUGUGGCUUACGCGUAAGUGGAAUAUGGUUAUAAACACUGCCACCUUGAGUAUGCCUCCCGAGGAAAAAUCUUUUCUUUCAGACCAAGCAGGAUUUCAGAAGUCUGAGGAGACGCAAAUAGUUAUGCAAAUCCGCCCGCCUGUAUUGUGGCCAAGAGAGAAGGGAACUCCACUGAAGUCAAAGAACCAGAGACUGGGUGUGCCGGGAAGCUGUACAUGGCUGUAAGUAGCAGAACCACCAGGGUAGCAGAAGAUCAAAAAAAAUUUGGUAAACACCAGUAGGAACAUGAUGGGGGGCUUUAUAAUCUGAACCCCGCACAUUCAGCAAAUGAAAAAUGCAGUCAAGGCUCGGAUGCCAACUUCUUCUACCAAUAGGAGAAAGUGUCUCCAGAGUGUGCAGGCCUUGAGAAGCAGACAUACACCCCGAUUUCCUCAGGAUGCAUACCAAUCAGCAAAUUAAAACACAAAAAAACAUACUUGAGCAAUAAAUACUUUAUUUAUUCCACUUCAUGUGUUCUCAUAUUUAUUAUUUACAUUAUUUCUUUAACCCUCUUUCUUACACAUGCCACACUUACAUGUUGUUCCAAAAAAACUUUGGAAAAUUAGAUAAUUUUCUAUCAAAAC
Molecule: messenger RNA, 1331 nt
Organism: Lineus longissimus
Lineage: Eukaryota; Metazoa; Nemertea; Pilidiophora; Heteronemertea; Lineidae
Exons: 4
Coding region: 76-513 (145 amino acids)
Source: RefSeq, a predicted model, not a curated record